AUGUCAAAGUCUCUACAGUCCCGAGGGGGUCCUUACUCAUCAAAAACAGCUGGAAUGGGUGGUUUACCAACAACUCUCCCAGAUGUCCCAGUCUGUGCCAUUUUUAUGGUUCUCUACAUCUCCUUCGCAGCAACAAACAUGACCAUCUUCCAAAUCAACCGCAGGAAAGGCCACAAAUUUAUUCUAUCAGCUAUGAUGUUUGGUUUCUGCAUGUCAAGAAUCAUCACCCUCGUCCUGCGCAUCGUCUGGUCCCAGAAACCAACAAAAGUCAGAAUCGCGAUAGCAGCCCAAAUUUUUGUUAACGCGGGCGUGCUGAUUCUUUAUAUCAUCAACCUCGUCCUCGCCCAGCGUAUUCUACGAGCGAAGCAACCACAAGUGGGCUGGCAUCCGAUCUUGCGCAAAGCUUUCAAGGUCAUCUAUGCGCUGAUCGGUGCCGCCUUGGUCAUGGUUAUCACAGCCGUCGUGGUAUCAGAGUAUACUUUGGACACUCACGUCCAACAACAAUGUCGAGAUGUCCAACUUGCGGCUCUUACUUACAUGCUUGUCUUCAACUGUCUCCCGGCUCUCCAUAUUGCUGCGGCAAUCUUGCUGCCGAAAUCUCAAGACGAGGAAGUGUUUGGACAAGGGAGCUCGCGAAGCCAGGUGCUUAUUGUGACGAUGUCCGCAUGCUUCUGUAUGAUGAUUGCAGGAUUCAAAACCGGGGUCACAUGGAGUCCUGUACGUCUUGCCACCAAUCCUGGCUGGUUUGAUUCGAAGGCGUGUUUCUAUAUCUUCAACUUCACCUUUGAGAUUAUUACGCUCGGGAUUUUGACAUUUUCCCGGAUUGACAAGCGAUUCUGGAUUCCGAAUGGCUCUACAAAGCCGGGGAAUUAUGCUCAGAUUGGGACGCAUGCUUCAGCUGCGGCGGAUACUGAUUCUCACGAUGGCUUCCUCCUUUCAAAUGUUGCACAUGAGAAGACUACCCAAGAAGCGUGA
This is a messenger RNA of Penicillium odoratum, 975 nucleotides long. RefSeq lists its product as uncharacterized. The transcript has a single exon. The coding region runs from base 1 to 975 and encodes 324 amino acids. NCBI's taxonomy places the organism in Eukaryota, Fungi, Ascomycota, Eurotiomycetes, Eurotiales, Aspergillaceae. The record is from RefSeq and is a predicted model, not a curated record.